UCAACCCAAAACAACCUACACAUUAUUUCUUUCUUGCUCACCUCCCUACACCUAAUUGCCGACCCGUUACAGCACAUCAGUGUUCCCGUGUUAUUACUCUUUGUAUGCGAAAUGGCUUCAGACGGCUUAAUACCAGAAACUCGCGUGCUCGCGAUCGCCAGCCAUGUAGUCCAUGGAUAUGUUGGGAAUAAGAUGGCGACCUUCGUAAUGCAAUCCCUGGGGUGUGACGUUUCCGCUAUCAAUACUGUUCACUACAGCAACCACACGGCGUAUAAACAGGUCAAGGGCACCAAAACAUCUGCUGAGCAGAUGCUCGAACUGUACGAGGGCUUGCAACAAUCGGAUCUGAACAGCUUCGAUAUACUGCUCACAGGUUACAUGCCAAGCGCGCAAACAGUGCAAGCUGUCGGAAAAAUCGGGAGAGAUGUAAAGCUCCAAGCUGCAACAAAACCAGGGAGUUUUUUCUGGGUACUUGAUCCCGUCAUGGGCGACAACGGGAAAUUGUACAUACCCGAAGACGAGGUUCCUGAAUAUAAAUCGCUACUCCGUGAAGCAGAUUUGAUACUGCCGAAUCAGUUUGAGGCCGAACUUCUCUCCGAUACUACCAUUACCGACCUCAAUUCUUUAGCAGCGGCCAUACAAGUUCUCCACAAAACCUACCAAGUUCCGCAUGUCAUCAUAACCUCUCUCCGAUUGACCCGCGACAAUCAAACGCUCUCAUCCCGAGUGGCGUCGACCACGGCAUCGGGUCGCCAAACCCCUUCUGAGUCAACAGGCACACGAACUGACCUCUCACAGUCGGCUCUCGACUCUGCUGUCUUGAAAGAGGUCGAGAAUAUCACUAUCAUAGGCUCCACGGCGACAUCCGACCAUAAACCACGCCUCUUCAGGAUUGACCUCCCCCUCCUCCCCCUUUUCUUCUCUGGUACGGGUGACAUGUUUGCCGCGCUCACCAUCCCACGCCUCAUAGAAGCCGUGCACGCCUCUUCUACCCCUGAUCUUGCAUCGGCACCGAGCUGGCGAUCCCCCGAUGACGUGCCUGCGACCGAGCUUCCCCUCGCCAAAGCGUGUCAGAAGGUUUUGGCAAGCAUGCAGAGUAUACUGGGCAAGACCACGGAGUUGUGUCAGGAGAAGAUGGCUGCGUACGAUGUGCGGGCGGAGAAGGAAGGGUGUGGGCAGGGCGAUGAAGCGGAUGCGGAGAGGCAGAAGAAGAGACAUUUGGCACUCAUGAACGCGAGUGAGGUCAAGGUGGUGAGGUACGUGAAGGAAAUGUUAUACCCGCCGGAUCUGGAGCGCUUCCGGCCAACAGCCGUAGAAUUCGAGGGACAUGCGCGGUAG
Messenger RNA from Periconia digitata, 1338 nucleotides. The record is from the annotation of a GenBank genome assembly. Lineage: Eukaryota; Fungi; Ascomycota; Dothideomycetes; Pleosporales; Periconiaceae.